AUGGUACUCGAGGUCGUUGACUGGACGGCUCAUCCGGGUGAUUCGCCUUGCCGGUUCGCUCUCAAUCCCGUUGACUGGAAGUCUGUCGAUCUCUCGCCCAGCCCCGAUGCCACCUGGGGCACGGAUUUCUCCGGAGAGGUAGUUGCAGUAGGCGGAGCCUGUCAAUCCCACUUCGCGGUGGGUGAUUCGGUCUAUGGAGCGGCCUUUGGGAAUAACCCCGAGGAUGCCACCCAGGGCGCCUUCGCUGAGUAUGUGGCCAUUCCUGGCGAGCUAGUGUACAAGAUUCCUCCAGAAAUGUCAUUUCAGCAGGCAGCUACGGUAGGCACGGGCUUGGCUACUGCCAGUCUGACGCUCUACCAAACACUCGGUCUGUCGUGGCCCAAUCAGCCUGUCCAGGACGCACAGUAUGUUCUCGUCUAUGGCGGGGGAACUGCGUCUGGGUGCUACGUCCGGCUACAUCCCCGUCACUUCCCUGACCACCAGGCGCUCGAGAUCCUCCAGAACAUUAUUCCCGCCAUGGAUGCCGAGUCCCGCAUUGUGAUUGAUGACGGGGUACCUCCGGAGAAGGGGGCGCGGUGGGCAGAAACUGGAACGGACAUCUGCAUUAUGAGUGCUCUGGGGUCGAAGGCGCGGACUCAGCGGCAGUGGGAGGAGCUGGCUGCAAAGGCCGGACUGCAGCUUCAAGCUCUCUACCAGAACACCUGGCCAGUGGUAAAUGCGGCCAUGAUGUUUGGCCUGCAGUAG
This is a messenger RNA of Aspergillus pseudonomiae, 744 nucleotides long. RefSeq names its product chaperonin 10-like protein. Gene Ontology annotation, molecular function: oxidoreductase activity, acting on NAD(P)H. The transcript is spliced from 3 exons. Lineage: Eukaryota; Fungi; Ascomycota; Eurotiomycetes; Eurotiales; Aspergillaceae. The record is from RefSeq and is a predicted model, not a curated record. Bases 1 to 744 code for a protein of 247 amino acids.